Molecule: messenger RNA, 582 nt
Organism: Penicillium subrubescens
Lineage: Eukaryota; Fungi; Ascomycota; Eurotiomycetes; Eurotiales; Aspergillaceae
Exons: 2
Coding region: 1-582 (193 amino acids)
Source: RefSeq, a predicted model, not a curated record
AUGGUGGGCAUUGGAAUCUUCGGCGUAAGACCGACUUGGCAGCCAGCAGAGAAUGGAACCGUGGGCGACAGCUUCAAUUUCACAACAAUCAAGCUCUCGGAUUCCUUCUCCCUUGCAGGAACACUAUCAGAGGAACUAAAUGCCGAAUGGGCUGCAUAUACAAACGAAAAUGUCUCGCUACCAGGAACGUGUAACUCCAGCUACUACAACGGAAACUACACAAGUUGCAUAUCACAGCUGCCGGGAGACGAGUGGUGGAGCACACGAGGCUGGACGGACUACAAAGUACCCUCUGUGAACGUGACAUUCGACGAAAAUACCGCCAAUCUCGCUCUUGAGGGCAAAUUCUCAGCAUCUCCCUAUAUGAGAGCAAAUGAUACUAAUUAUAUGGGUGGUUGGUGGACUAAAGGCGAAAUUGAUGAUAAUGCAAUGAUCCAGGGUACAAUCCAGCUGACUUUCAUUUGGCACUUCGUGAGCGCUAUUCGGCAGAUGGAGCCGCCGCUAUCGAAGUCCCCAUACGAUCUCGAUAUGAUCCUCGGGUUAGUGCUUGGCUUCGCAAAGGAAGAAGAUCGGAUCAUCUGA